AUGCUGGACACUUUGUGGCAGCAGGUGCUGCCCAUUUUCACGGAGGAGUUCUGGGCAGAGCCACUGAGGGCCCCAAUGAUUAGCCGGAGCUGCCGCCACCUUGUGUGGGGUAUUUCUGUGAUAUGCAAUACCUUGGGGGUGGCAAAUUUGGCUGUGCAGGUGUUCGUUCACGCCUACUUUGCAGCUGCAGAGUUUGCAGUAACCAAACGGCUGUUCACGUUCCUGCGCUCAUACAUCACGCUUCUCCAGCUCUCACAGAUGUUCUUCGGCAUGUGCAUCAGUUCACAUGCCAUUUACCACCCGGAAGUCCAGCAAAGUGCCCUCGCUGUCUUCAAUGCUAAGCUGUGCUUGGCAAUGUACAUUUCGCAUGCAAUCCUUUUCCUACAGUUUUACCUUGAUGCCUUCUGCAAGGAGUACCGAAGCGGAGAGGCGACUUUUCUUACUUUUUUCCACGCCUUUGCUGUUAUUGGUCUCGUGAAGCUUGUGAUGCACGAGCAGUGCUGGCGGUUAUUUGCAGAUACAUUGUUGCUCUACCUUGUAGGGGGUCUGGGCAUUACGUGUGGGUCACAUCGUCUGUGGUCACAUCGCGCCUACAAGGCCAGCGCAGGUCUUCGUUGCUUUUUGAUGUUGUUGACGUCUCUGGCCAAUCAGGGAUCUAUCUUUCACUGGGCCAGGGAUCAUCGCGUGCACCACAAAAAUAGUGACAAGGAAGGCGACCCGUAUAAUGCGUCUCGGGGCUUCUUCUAUUCACACGUGGGAUGGUUGCUGCUUAAGAAGCCUCAAUCCGUAAAGGAUGCCGGGAGCUGCUUGCGAUGGUGCAUUUGCCUCCACGCCACGUGGACAGUGAACAGCACUGCCCACAUUUGGGGUGACAGGCGCUAUACAGUGGAAGGUAAUCCUUGCGAGAGCUGCUUCACGGCUCUAGUAGCCGUAGGCGAAGGCUGGCAUGACUGGCACCACAAGUAUCCCUACGACUAUGCAGCAUCGGAGGGAGGGAUUUUUGACCAGUACAAUCCCAGCAAGCUGUGGAGCCUAUUUUUCGACCUCUUGUUGCUAACUGGGGCAUAUCUUCUCACGUGGUGGUGUUACUCGGCUUGUACAUCACGGCUAAGUACAGCUCCCCAAGCGCUUGUGGAGGCUUCUCCAUACGUCCUGCUUCCACUGCUCCUUAUCGUUAGCAGCGCCGUUUUGGGCACACUGUUUUUCUCCAUGCUGAUGCACGCAUUCGUGGCGGCGAACGGCACAUUCAGUGCGAGUACAUUACUUUCUGACCUCGUGGGUGGUCUCAUAUGCGGCCUCCUCAUGAUCCCGUAUCAAAGAAAGCGAUUCAAUGUGCCUGGAGAAACUCCGGCACUGAGUUCCACGUCUCCCUGGCUGGUCUGCCUGUUUGGCGCCACUAUUCUUGACACUCUUCGUCGGCUUUACUUUGAUGGUGUCGUUGUGGAGGGGAAAUUUGUUGCUGACGACGUCAUGAACAACAACUGCAAGUACGAUUUCCUCUGUGUUGCUCCAUGCGCGCUGCGCUGGGUCAAGGCUUGCCUGGAUAAGAGGCACCGCAAAGACGAAUCGCAGCUGAUGCGGGCAAUACACGUUCUACACCAUCGCCCGCUAGAUCUCCAUUUGCUUCAGGCAGUUACUUUUGAAGUGCCUCUUCACCGGGUACCAGAGGCGGUGUGCUACUUGAACGAGCGUGUUGAAUCGAUGCCAGCUGAAGUGUUCAGCGCGUCGCUCUCCGAUGGAUUCGCAGUGGUGCACCCUGACUCUCGGCCCGAGUACUACAAUUCUCUCGGACAACCAGCCCAAGAGCGUCGUGCCGAGGAACCUGGAACGUCAACGAAUGGGGAAGUGGACAAGAAGGCUAAAGAUUUGGAUGAGGCGCCGUUUGGUGCAUCCUCUUCAACUUUGACGAAGCGCACCCGGGCUGUUGGCUCAUAG
Molecule: messenger RNA, 1935 nt
Organism: Eimeria maxima
Lineage: Eukaryota; Apicomplexa; Conoidasida; Eucoccidiorida; Eimeriidae
Product: fatty acyl-CoA desaturase, putative
Exons: 12
Coding region: 1-1935 (644 amino acids)
Cellular component (GO): membrane
Molecular function (GO): fatty acid elongase activity; oxidoreductase activity, acting on paired donors, with oxidation of a pair of donors resulting in the reduction of molecular oxygen to two molecules of water
Source: RefSeq, a predicted model, not a curated record